Molecule: messenger RNA, 3465 nt
Organism: Pecten maximus
Lineage: Eukaryota; Metazoa; Mollusca; Bivalvia; Pectinida; Pectinidae
Product: RING finger protein 145-like
Exons: 3
Coding region: 116-2125 (669 amino acids)
Cellular component (GO): endomembrane system; endoplasmic reticulum
Molecular function (GO): zinc ion binding; ubiquitin protein ligase activity
Source: RefSeq, a predicted model, not a curated record
GACUUCCGGUUUCCCAUCUGAUACGACCUGUAAAUUCCCAGAUUUGUAUUAAUCAUCACUCACCCUGUCAUUUCAGACACAUUGCAAUGCAUUGAGACACCAACACCAAGGAACUAUGCUGACUGUGGGUCCAGGGUCCAUUAAGUCAGCUGUCCAUGUGAUACUGAGAGUUCCAGCUCUCUUUAUUGUGGAGGUAUGGUUUCGUACACCACAGAGAAAUACCAACAAACUCUUCAUAAAAAACCAACCUCCAGAAAGUCUUUUUACUUUCGGAAGCUAUACAGCUUUGAUCUUUGCUGCUGUGUUGGCGACACUCUCUCUUCGGAAACUUGUGAAUCUGUACAUGCAUUUCAUUGCAUUGUUCCUACUCUUCAUGGAAUACAAGUUGGCUCAACUAUACAUAGAGACACAUUCUACCAGCAAAAGAGGAAUUUCCAUCUUGGAGGAUGCUAGUGCAAUUCAGAGUGUAAUGAUGUCUUUAGUCUUUCAAUGCAUAAUGGCGGCUGUAACAGCAUUUCUGCUGGACAUUUCCAACUGGGUUCGAUAUACGUUCUUCGUCUUCACCAUGCCGGUUUUAGCAUGUACAAUGGGAACAGGUCUAGAAGAGCAGCGUGUUGUACUUAACGCAGCAGUGAUAUUUACGGUCAUAAUGGUCGGCCUGUAUUUCCUCAACUGUAUCGGCAGCAUCAUCAACACAUGUAAGGAAUCCUUCACAAAGUUGUACGUCUCAUUGCAGGUAUUCGGCGCCAUUCCCGUCACGAUUGCACUGUGGCACUCUCUUUUGCUUCCGGUGCAGCUCUUGGUGUUUUGGUUAGUGAUGUUUUCUACGCAAGUUUAUGUUUAUGUAAACUCUACGAAUCUGCCCGUGCUAGAUGAAGGUUUAAUGAUAACAUUUUUAGCCAGCAUAGGUGAAUGUUGUGCAACACCUAUUUCAUUGUUUGCACUGUCUGUUACCAUUUCAUAUGCUUCCUACUGCAUCCUAACCUUGACUAAAAUCUUCCUGCAAGGUUGGGCAAGUUAUCGGGCAGAUAAUGAUUCACUUCGCGGCUGGACAGAGGGUUUUACGAUGUUACUGAUUGCGAUACAGACUGGCCUUCUCGAUCUCAAGCCUUUACAGAGAGCAUUUCUCAUGAGCAUUCUUCUCUUCAUCGUAGCAUCUUCACUUGUUCAAUCAAUGUAUGAAAUAGCAGAACCUAUUUUACUAGGGCUAAGUGCUGCCCACAACAAAAACAUAUUUAAGCAUGUACGUGCUGUGGCCUUGUUUACAUUCCUGUGGAUGUUUCCAUUAUUUAUGACUUACUCAAUUUGCCAUUAUUUCGACCUUGACUUUUGGUUACUUGUUAUCAUGUCAAGCUGCUUGCUGACAACAGUCCAGGUCAUUGGAGCUCUUGUUGUCUAUGCACUUUUCAUGUAUGAUGCCUUAAGUACCACUAACUGGGACUCUCUGGAUGAUGUUAUAUAUUACACUAGAUCUGUUGUACGUAUUUUGGAAUUUGUGGUGGCUGUGUUUGUCGUCUGUUAUGGUAUGAAAGAAUCCAUCUCGGGUGAAUGGAGCUGGAUCAACUCUUCCAUACUAAUUAUACAUUGUUAUUUCAAUGUCUGGCAAAGACUUCAGACUGGAUGGAAAAGUUUUUUACUAAGGAGGGAGGCAGUCAAGAGGAUGGAAUCUUUACCACAUGCUUCACCGGAACAGCUUGCUACAUACAAUGAUGUAUGUCCCAUUUGUUAUAUGGGUCUAGACUCGGCAAGGAUCACACCCUGUGGACACUUCUUUCAUGGAACUUGUUUGAAAAAAUGGCUUUAUAUUCAGGAAAAUUGUCCAAUGUGCCAUAAAAAGAUUGACCAGAUCACUGAGGACGGAAGUCCACAAGGUUCUGGAGACAAUAGGAAAGACAAUACAGGUGAUGAAGCUGAUGUUGUGAAUGAUAUAGGCCAGUCAGGGGAUAAUGCUAGCAAUAAUAGAGACCAAAAGGAGAAGGUAGAGGUGGGGAAAGAUGAUUAUAGUGAUGACGAUACUGUAAAUGAGAGUAAUGAAGAUAGUGACGGUGAUAAUGAUGAUAACGAUGAUGAUGAUUAUGAUGAUUAUGAUGGUAAGGAUAAUGAUAAUUUGAGUAACGAUACAUAACAGAGAUACAGCUGUCUUUAACAAAAUCAAAUGCUGUUAACAUAUUUAUUUUAGUGUUACAUGUAAUUAUAUUUAAGGGCUUUUGAUGCUAAAAUGCAGCCCCAGUUUUUAGCUCACCUGCCUGAAGGAUUAUUAUACUUGUCUAUAGGUACAAUCAAUGACCUCAAUUAUCCUUAAUGAUUUGGGGUGUUAGGUUCAAAUGUCAGUGGUCAAUUGUAUUUAAGAACUCAAAGAAAUUUAUCUGAUAUGUCUGAUAGAGCAUUUUGUUUUCAAGGACAAUGCAAUUUCUUCAACUAAAUGACCUCUGCAUUCAAGGUCACAUUUGUCAAAGGUGCAUCUGUUUCGAAAGAUUCUAUAAAACUUUUAGAUGAGUAUUUCUGCAGGCCCUGGGAUGAAUAACGGUUAAUUAUACAUAUAUAUUUCUCUAACAUCAUUUGAGGAUUAACUUUUAUAUGUUUUUUUAUGUUAUGGAGAUGUAACACAAAAAUGGACUAAAUAAACUGCAGUUUGUAAUGAUGAGAGUAUGAUGAUUGACAGCUCCAUAACAAAACUGUAUUUCAUGUAAUCUAAUCUGCUGUAGACGAUCCAUGUGAAGAUACAUUUUUGUUGAUAAAUUCUUUUCUCUUAGAAAUUAUUAUGCUGCUGUAUCAGCCAGUCGAAAGUGACAUUACAAACAUUAUUUGCUGAUCAAAAAUUUUGGUUUCAGAAUCAUAACACUGUCAUAAAGGAAAGAAAGGGCUAUCAAAUCUGUUCAAUUCAAUGAUCAUGAACUGCAUUAAAAGAUACGUGUACAGUACAGCAUGGAAGAAAUGUUCAAACAAUUUAAUUUCAAAUCCUGGCCUAGGACUUUAAAUUUUUCAUAAGUUUUAAAAGGAAUAAUGGCCUUUUAAUUAACACAACUCAUUAAAUGACAGCAGUCUUUAUUCAAGGUCUAAUUAAUGAACUUAUUGAAACUUCACAGAUCUUUAUCUAAAAUGUCUUUGUAGUAGCUAUAGUGUGUUGUGAACAUUCUUUUCUAAAAGAUUAUGUUAAGGAUGUUAAGAGAUUUUAUGUCUUGUUUGUUAUAUUGAUAUAAAAUAUUUAAUAUCACUAAGAUAAAGAGGGAUCUAGGUUUUAUAUCUGGAGAGCAUGUGUGUGUGGGAUGAUAAUUAGGACAUAUUUAAUAUCACUAAGAUAAAGAGGGAUCUAGGUUUUAUAUCUGGAGAGCAUGUGUGUGUGGGAUGAUAAUUAGGACAUAUUUAAAGACUAAACUCCAGAAUGGUUGUGUAGAAUAUUUUAUAUUAGACAUCCUUAAGUAUGCAUGUUUUGUUGAUGUGUGAAGUAAAACAACUUUUGCCAAA